AUGGAGGAAAAGAAGUUUGAGGAGACGACCGUCCAAACCGGCUCCGAUGGUCCCCCCUCUUAUGGCCACUCAUCGUCCACCAAGGCGGGCCUUGGUCAGCGUAUUAUUGAUAGUUUCAGGCGCGAUCCCAACCACAGCGUAACAGGUCACACUCACAGCAAUGCCGGAGCCGAUGGUUCAGGAUUCGAUGCUGAGACUGCCGCACAAAAUACUGCCCAUUCUCCACUACAACGUCGGUUGAAAGGUCGUCAUUUGCAGAUGAUUGCCAUCGGUGGUUCAAUCGGUACUGGUCUUUUCGUCGGUUCUGGCAAGGUCCUGGCAGCCGGUGGUCCCGCCUCGGUUUUGAUCGCCUAUAUCCUGAUCGGAUGUAUGUUGUACUGUACCGUGCAUGCUCUGGGUGAAAUGGCCGUUCUAUUCCCCGUCGCCGGUUCCUUCGCCCACUACUCUACUCGUUUCGUGGAUCCCGCCUGGGGUUUUGCCAUGGGUUGGAACUAUGCGCUGCAAUGGUUGAUUGUCUUGCCCCUGGAGAUUGUGGCCGCCUCUAUCACCGUCGAUUACUGGAAUCCCGGAGUCUCGAAUGCGGCCUGGGUCACCAUCUUCUGGGUGAUGAUCGUCUCUAUCAACAUGUUCGGUGUCCGAGGAUACGGUGAAGCGGAGUUCGUCUUCUCCAUUAUCAAGGUUACUGCCGUCAUUGGUUUCAUUAUUCUAGGAAUCAUCAUCAACUGCGGUGGUGGCCCAGAGGGUGGAUACGUCGGUGCCGCUUACUGGUAUGACCCGGGAGCCUUCAACAAUGGAUUCAAGGGACUGUGCAGUGUCUUCGUGAACGCCGCCUUCGCCUUUGCCGGAACCGAGCUUGUCGGUCUCGCUGCCGCGGAAACCACGAACCCUCGCAAGUCUCUGCCUACCGCCGUCAAGCAGGUCUUCUGGCGUAUCGCUUUGUUCUACAUUGUUUCCUUGACCGUUGUCGGCAUGCUGGUGAAGUAUGACGAACCAAGACUGGUGAACGGAUCUUCUUCUGCCGAUGCCAAAGCCUCUCCAUUCGUCAUUGCCAUUGAGAAUGCCGGAAUCAAGGUCCUUCCUUCCAUCAUGAACGUCGUGAUCAUGAUUGCUGUCCUGUCUGUCGGCAACUCCUCCGUCUACGGCUCCUCGCGUACCCUGGCUGCUCUCGCUGAGCAGGGUCAGGCUCCCAAAUUCUUGGCUUACAUCGACCGCAAGGGUCGUCCUUUGCCUGCCAUCAUCAUCGCCUCUGCCCUGGGUCUCCUUUGCUACCUUGCCGCCUCUGACAAGCAGACCACUGCUUUCGAGUGGAUGAUGGCCAUCUCCGGUCUCUCCUCCAUCUUCACCUGGGGCUCCGUGUGCCUUGCCCACAUCUUGUUCCGCCGUGCCUGGAAAAUGCAGGGCCAUAGCCUGGAUGAGUUGGCUUUCCGGUCUCAGCCUGGUGUGUAUGGUUCCUGGGUCGGUUUCCUUUUCAACGUCCUUGUGUUGAUUGCCCAAUUCUGGGUUGGCUUUGCCCCCGUUGGAUACGCGGAAAUGACUGCCAGCGAGUUGGUUUACAACUUCUUCUCUGUUUACCUCGCUGCUCCGGUCGUCAUUGCCUGCUACAUUCCCUACAAGCUGUGGUACAAGACCAAGUUCGUCAGUUCUAUGGAAGUGGACCUUGUCACUGGUCGUCGGGAACUCGAUCUCCAACAUAUGAUUGAACAGGAGCGAGCUGAGCAGAAGGAUUGGCCCAAGUGGAAGAAGGUCUACAAGUUCUUCUGUUAA
Messenger RNA from Penicillium olsonii, 1764 nucleotides. The record is from the annotation of a GenBank genome assembly. NCBI's taxonomy places the organism in Eukaryota, Fungi, Ascomycota, Eurotiomycetes, Eurotiales, Aspergillaceae.